AUGUCGAAGACACGCGACCCAUCUUCCUAUAGCGAGUCCAGCCUUGAGAAUGGUACGCAGCCUUCUGAUCGAGAUGAGUCGGAAACAGAUACCACGGAAGAUGCGAGUCCGGCUGUCACCUCGGCCCCCAAGAAGCAGGGUACCAAAGCUUGGUUGGCGUUAGCUGGCGGUGUCCUGGGCAUGUUUGCUUCCUUUGGUUGGGUCAACUGUGUUGCCGUUUUCCAGGCCGAAUAUGAGCUGAACCAACUUCGGGAUUAUUCGAUUUUCUUCAUGAUCGGGAUGUCACCCGUAGCUGGACGACUGUAUGAUGGCUAUGGACCACGUCUUCCGAUCAUGAUCGGCAGCUUUUUGCACGUCUUCGGCCUCAUGAUGACCAGUCUGUCAACGAAAUACUAUCAAUUCAUCUUGAGUCAGUCUGUGUGUUCUGGGUUUGGAGCGUCGUUAAUCAUCACUCCAUCCAUGACCGCCCCGAUGACCUACCUCCACGAUCGCCGCGCACUGGCUGGUGGAUUGGCCAUCGCCGGCUCCUCUUUGGGUGGUGUCAUUUCCCCAUUCAUGGUGAACCACCUACCAUCCGACAUUGGAUUUGCCUGGACCAUGCGUACCUGCGCAUUUCUAAUCCUCGGUCUGCUCCUCAUCACCUGGACGUUGAUUUCGUCAAAUGUCACACACACACCAAAGAAGUUCAAGCUUAGUGACUAUCUGAACCCGUUACGGGAAUAUAACUUCCAGCUCAUGUGCAUAGGUAGCUUCUUCGCGUAUUGGGGCAUGUUUGUUCCGUACGUUUACAUGGUGAUAUCCUCAAUCCACUAUGGCAUGUCGGUCCAGAUGGGAUACAAUCUCAUUCCCAUUCAAAAUGGCGUUAGUUUGUUCGGCCGAACCAUCCCCCAAAUCUGGGCACGCAAAUACGGGCAAUUUAACGUCUUGAUCAUCGCCAUGAUCGCAUCCCUUAUCGUCGUACUCGGUUCAUGGCUUCCCUCGCGCGGCAAUGCCACUCUCAUCGUCUUCACCAUCCUUUUUGGCUUUACUUCGGGUACAACUAUUGGACUGGGGCCCAUGAUUGCGAUGUCCUUGUCCCCGCCCGCUGAGGUGGGAUAUCGGACGGGCACCGUCUUCGCAGUGGCUGGUCUGGGUGCCUUGACCAGUCCCCCGAUUGCCGGCGCCCCGAUCGCCCGGAACGGGGGCGACUAUGUGUAUGCAGCUGUCUUCAGCGGAGCAGCGUAUGCGGUGUCGACCGUGGUGAUGAUCAUACUACGUGCGCGAAUUGGAGAAUGGGGUCUGACUACCAACGUAUAG
This is a messenger RNA of Talaromyces rugulosus, 1296 nucleotides long. RefSeq lists its product as uncharacterized. Gene Ontology annotation, molecular function: transmembrane transporter activity. Gene Ontology annotation, cellular component: fungal-type vacuole membrane. The coding region runs from base 1 to 1296 and encodes 431 amino acids. Lineage: Eukaryota; Fungi; Ascomycota; Eurotiomycetes; Eurotiales; Trichocomaceae. The transcript is spliced from 5 exons. The record is from RefSeq and is a predicted model, not a curated record. Gene Ontology annotation, biological process: transmembrane transport.